UUUUUUUUAAAUUUUUUUGUACUUUUGCGCCAUUUUUGGACCCAGACUAGCUAAUGCUGCUAGCUCACUAAGCUAGCUGUUGCGCAGUUGGGGGGUUUUCGGCGAUGAUGGAGGGUUUCGUUCCGGGUUUAGAUGCAGAAAAUACUCCAAAAAUGCGGACUGUGGUGGUAAUUCGGGCGGGGACCGACCCAACCGUCACCGGAGACCUCCGAGUCCUCCUCAACCUUCGAGCCCUGGAAGGGGCGAGCCCGGACUCCCGCUGCGCUUCCGAGCAAAGAGAUAUCCAGCCCUACAUGAGGAGGAUCCUCACCGUGUGGAUGUUUAAGGUGUGUGAGGAGCAGCUCUGUGAGCAGGAGGUGUUCCCCCUGGCGGUACAUUAUCUGGACUCCUACCUCAAACGUUUCUGCAUAGAGAAGUCCAGCCUGCAGCUCCUGGGAACAGUCUGCAUGUUUGUGGCCUCCAAAAUGAGAGAGACGGUCCCCCUCACAGCCAGCAAGCUCGCCAUCUACACUGAUAACUCCAUCUCCACUGCAGACAUCCUGCAGUGGGAGGUGAUGGUGGUGUCCAGGUUAGGGUGGUGUCUGGCCUCCGUGGUUCCUUCGGACUUUUUGGAGCCAAUUCUUCAAGCUCUCCCCUUUGUUCACCCCCUCAACAUUCAGAACAUGCGCAGACAUGUUCACUCCUACAUUGCCCUGGCAGCCAUGGACUGCAGGUUCUCGGCCUUCUUGCCCUCCACUCUUGCGUGCGCUUGUGUCACCGCCGCUGUGCAAACAUUGGCAGCCGGCAACUCUCCAGAUUCUGUGAUGAAGCUUUUGUCCGACCUGUUGGCGGCAGAUUUGAGCUCGGUUAUGGGCUGCCAUAAACUGCUGGCCAGCGUGUUGGACGUCAGCCUGCCUCCGUGUUUCCAGGGUGGUGUUGGCAGGUCAAACACAAACAGUUCAGGGUUCAGGUGCAUCUCUGCUGAUGCCAAGGACACCAACUGCCCCUCAUUAGAGAACCUAACCCAGAGGGUUGAAGGAAAUGAAAUGUCUGAAGGCGGGAAACCCAAAAAAUGAUCUUUAUUAAAUGUGAUGAUGAUGAACUUUCUUUUUAUUUAUUUUUUUAAAUCUGUAGUGUUGCUGCAAGAUUGAUUUUUUUUUCUCGUACCAAGUUUGGUUGUAAUCAUUAACUUCUGUAAACUACACUGACCUGUUUGCAAUUUGCUCCAUUUUCAGUUCAACUAUAUCUUCUGGUAGUUUACUCCAUUACUAUUGGUACUGAUGACAAACCAAUCCUGGUAAACAACAAGUUUAUGUAUGACACACACAUUAGGAAGCCAUUGAUUUUUCGUUUUUGUCUUUAUUGGUUUGCUCAUCUUAGUCCCAACUGUUAAAGACAAGCCAGUAACAGUGACAAACAGGCGCCGAACUGAACCAACUUCUGUCAGGAGUUUAAGAUUGUAAAGGAUUGGUGCCAUGCCAAAUACAUGAAACAUUAAAUGACUUCAACGAUA
Molecule: messenger RNA, 1492 nt
Organism: Oryzias latipes (Japanese medaka)
Lineage: Eukaryota; Metazoa; Chordata; Actinopteri; Beloniformes; Adrianichthyidae
Gene: ccnd3
Product: cyclin D3
Source: RefSeq, a predicted model, not a curated record